Molecule: messenger RNA, 2527 nt
Organism: Tauraco erythrolophus (red-crested turaco)
Lineage: Eukaryota; Metazoa; Chordata; Aves; Musophagiformes; Musophagidae
Source: RefSeq, a predicted model, not a curated record
AGGCCCCGAUUCUGCUCCCACCGAGCUCAGUGAGGCGGCAGUUCCAGGCCUCGGGGUGAAAAAGCAGCAUGUGCCCUGUCUCUCCUGCUUGUAUUUCACAGCCAUGGGCACCCAGGUGGUUGCUUUGAAGACAGUCGGAACGUGUGUGCAAGAGAUGACCCAUUCCUGGCCUCCUCCUCUUACUGCUAUUCACACUCCUGGCAAAGCUGAGCAGACCAAGUUUUCUAUCCCAAGCAAGGUACAAGACUCUCAACAUCUGACCUCAGGAUACAAUGUACAAAAGUGGAGUGAUCCAGCAGGGAAAGUUGCAACUAAGUCAGUGCCACAAAAGUCAAUGCUUGAGGAUGAUCUGAAACUCAGCAGUGAUGAAGACGACAAUGAACAGGCUGCUGAAAAGACAAAAUUGAGAAACAUUCCUGUAAACAGCCUGCCAGUGCCGGCGGCACACGCAACCGGCUUGGCCCAUUCCAGCGGCGGCUCCGGGAGCUCCAGUGAGUCCGAGAGCAGCUCUGAGUCUGACUCCGACAGCGAGAGCAGCUCCAGUGACAGCGAGUGCAACGAGGAGUCCCGCAGUGCCACGCCGGAGCCUGAACCUCCCUCCACAAACAAAUGGCAGCUGGAUAAAUGGCUAAAUAAAGUGAACCCCCACAACAAGACCAUCAUCAACAAUCAAAAUGAGCCUCACAGCGAGACCAGCUCCCAGGCCCAGAGCAACCAGCAGGCCGAAGGGCCAAACAAAGGGAAGCUCAACAGCAGCCUGCCCCCGACCGAUUCCAAAGACCGGGCGAUCCUUAGUCCCAUCCGAGAGAAAGCCAAACCGCGGGUUGCUCAGAAAACCCCAGAGGCAAAAAGCUCCAAGCAGAAGUCACCAGCUCAUAAUGAGCCAACUUCACAAAGGACUACUGGGAAAAAGCAACCCAAAAAGGUAGAAAGGACUUCCAGUGUAGAAGAGUAUAACUGGCCCAAACCAAAUAAUACCAGCAACACUCCCAAAGAAAAAGACACACAGGAACCCCCUGAGCAGCCAAAGGUUCGAACUAAAGCAGCAGUUGGGAAGACCGCUCCAAGGAAAGAACCACGCACUAGCACAGGUCUCACUUCAGAGAAGAAAAAGUACAGAGGUCCCAGCAAAAUUGUCCCUAAGUCCCGGGAAUUCAUUGAAACAGAUUCAUCUACUUCUGACUCGAAUACGGACCAGGAGGAGAGCUUGCAGGCUAAGGUACUGCCAGCUUGCGCUGGGUCUGGCAAUGGUGUCAAAGUGAAGGACUCUGGCAGUAACAUCCUCAGCGUAAGUAGUUUAACUAGCAAUGGCAGCAACACAUCCAUUGACCAGACCAGCAAUGACUUGGAGGAGCAGCUCUUUUCUCCUAUCCCAAUCGUGCAAAAUGAACUUCUGUCCCCACUGAGAGAAUAUGAAGAGCUCAAAUCUCUGUGGGUGAAAAUAGACCUUAGUUUGCUCUCUAGGAUACCUGGACAAGAGCCUUUUGAGACCACGUCUGUGAAAAGUGAACCAAGAGAGGCAAACGUGAAACACAGGCGACCUUCUCGAGAGUCCCCUACCCCAGCAGCUGAAAAACCAUCCACAAAAUCCAAAAGGAAACACAAGCAGACGGAAAGCCUGGAUACUUUUGUUGAAAACAAGAAGCAGCGCCUGGAGGACCCUUCAGCUUCAUGCCUGCUCCCACCCUGUAUCUCUCCGAUACCAAAUCACAGAUUAACCAGCACUAAAGAGAGCAGCAGUAGCUCGGUGAAGAAGGUGGCAAAGAAAAGGGAAGAGAAGCUAUUCCCUCCUCCAUUGUCUCCCCUCUUGGAUGAGCCCGUGCACCGGCGGCACAGCAGUGACAACAGCUCCUUCAGCCAAGAGACCAACAUCACAAACGCCUCUCAGACCAGCAGCUCUUCCUCCUCUGUUUCUAAACACAGAAAGAAUGAAAAUAAAUCCUCUUCUAACCCCAAAGGAAUCUGUGAGGAAGAAUCUCACAACACACCAACAGCCAACACUCUUCUUGACACCAGUCAUCUAGAAACAGACAUCUGGUCUACAAUGCCAACGCUUUCCAAUGGGAAUUCUGAGCCCAGAAGACCCAAAAUAACAUUUGAUGAUGUGCUUCACAACGCUGAUUAUUACAUGCAAGAGGCGAAGAAGCUAAAGCAUAAAGCAGAUGCAUUGCUGGAGAAGUUCGGCAAAGCAGUGAAUUAUGCUGAUGCUGCCCUCUCCUUCAUCGAGUGUGGGAAUGCUAUGGAGCGAGAUCCAUUAGAAGCUAAAUCUCCAUACACCAUGUACUCAGAAACUGUGGAACUCAUCAGGUAUGCAAUGAGACUCAAGAAUUUCACAGGCUCUUCUGCCACGGAAGGGGACAAGAAAUUAGCAGUUUUAUGCUACCGAUGCUUAUCACUUCUCUACUUGAGAAUGUUUAAACUAAAGAAGGACCAUGCUAUGAAGUACUCCAGAUCUCUGAUGGAAUAUUUUAAGAACUCUUCAAAAGCCUCACAGGCCCCCUCACCUUGGGGUGGCAAUGGAAAGUGA